AUGGAACUCACUGAUUCUACGAACGAGCAACUCGGAGAGACCAGGAGUGCCGGCCUCAAGGAAGAUAAUCGGUCCUUUCUCGGCAUCGAUCUCAACGAAAUCCCUACCGGCGCUACUCUCGGCGUUGGUUGCACCGGCGGUCAAGAUGAUGACGCAGAUUAUGAACCUGUCGAAGUUGUUAGGUCAAUUCACGAUAAUCCGGACCCAGCGCCUGGAGCGCCAGCGGAGGUUCCUGGACCGGAUCGGGAUGCCGCGUGUGGCGCGUGUGGAAGGCCGGAGUCGAUGGAGCUCGUAGUAGUUUGCGAUGCCUGUGAGAGAGGGUUUCACAUAUGCUGUGUUAACGACGGCGCGGAGGCGGCUCCUUCCGCCGAUUGGAUGUGCAGUGACUGUGUCACCGGCGGCGAGAGGAGCAAACUGUGGCCGUUGGGUGUGAAGUCCAAGCUCAUUCUGGACAUGAACGCCUCGCCGCCGAGUGAUGCGGAGGGAUACGGAGGCGAGGAGACGUCAGAUUCGAGAAAGCAUAUGCUGGCCAGCAGUUCUUGUAUGGGAAACUCUUUUGACUAUGCAAUGACGCAUUCAAGCUUUUUGAAUCCUGGUAGAGGACAUGCUAGUCUCGAAGCUUCAGGGAUAAUGCUUCGUAAUUCGAUAACGGGUGUGGAUGCAUUAGAUUCACACACUCUAGGUUUUGGCUUCCCGUUAAGCCUGAACAACAGUAGUUUGCCCAGUAGAUUUCCAUCCUUGGAUCCAAGUGAGCUGUUGCUGCAAAAUCUUAGGCAUUUCAUAUCCGAGAGGCAGGGAGUAUUGGAAGAUGGUUGGCGUGUCGAAUUUAAACAACCUUUAAAUGGCUACCAUCUAUGUGCAGUGUAUUGUGCUCCGAAUGGAAAAAGUUUUAGUUCAAUACAAGAUGUUGCCUGUUAUCUGGGCUUGGCAAUUAAUGGUAACUACAGCUGUAUGGAUACUGAAAUCAGGAAUGAGAGCUCUCCUCUUCACGAAAGACUGCAAAUGCCCAAGAGAAGAAAGACGUCAAGAUGGCCAAACAAUGGUUUCCCUGAGCAAAAGGGCAGUUCAGUGAGGCGUUUUCCAUUCAAUGGUCAGACGAUGCCCCCUUUUGCCAUUAAAUCUCUUUUUCAGGCUGGUGAAUCUCUUAGCUCUGCAAAUAAUGGAUGCGGCUGCGAGGAAGCUAAUGAAGGACUUCCGAUGCAGUUUGAAGAUUUCUUUGUUCUGUCGCUUGGAAGAAUUGACAUAAGACAGUCUUACCACAAUGUCAACAUGAUUUAUCCAAUAGGUUAUAAGUCCUGCUGGCAUGAUAAGAUCACGGGGUCUCUAUUCACGUGUGAAGUAUCUGAUGGCAGUUCUGGGCCUGUUUUCAAGGUUACACGGUCACCGUGCUCGAAAUCAUUUAUUCCAAUUGGAUCAACUGUCUUCUCCUGCCCAAAGAUUGAUGAGAUGGUGAAACAGAACAUUGUCAAACGAGAUGAUCAUACUCAAGAGCAUGAUGACCACAGUGUUGAGAUCCUUCUUGCAGAUCCCUGCCCACCUCUCGGAGAUGAUAUAUUGUCUUGUUUACGCGAGAAGAAUUUCUCCAAGUCAGUCAAUUGCCUGCGCUCAGAGGUUGGUUCUUCUCAAGUAGGCUUUGAUAAAAAUAUAUCCUAUAAUCAAGAGCACGAGUUUGAAAUAGGCAACAUUGUUGUGGAAGAAGAUUCAUUGUCUGUUGCAUGGAGAAAGGUGUCUGAAAAACUUGUCGACGCAUGUUCCAAUGUCCUGAAGCAGAAGGGUACAAUAAACUUCCUUUGCAAGCAUGUUGACAGAGAAACAAGGGAAACCAACUGGAAUAUGAUAAACGAAAAAGACAGUGUAAUUUUAUCGCUGUCAAGGUUUUGCAGCUCUUUUGCUCCUCACAGUGUUAGAUGUGGUGAAAGGGAUAAAAGCGAGAGUGCAACUCUAGUUGAUGCUCUGUCAAGUUGGCUGGAUCAAAGCAGAUUUGGACUUGAUGCAGAUUUUGUACAGGAAAUGAUUGAGCAUAUGCCUGAUGCCGAAUCUUGUUCAAAUUAUAGAUCUCUGAAGAGUAGAACUUCUUCUUCUGUUUCUGUAACUGUAGCAGCAGGAGCGCUAGUUGUCAAACCAAAAGGUGGGGGAAAUGUCAAGGAUGAAAUGUUCGGUGAGAUGUCUCGGAAAACUAAGAAACCUAAACUACAUGGUGGUCAAGGUGUCAGCAAUCCACACCCUCCUCCCGGGAGGCCUGUGUGUUUGAGGCUUCCUCCUGGGCUUGUUGGUGACUUCCUUCAGGUUUCUGAAGUGUUCUGGCGUUUCCAUGAAGUUUUGGGUUUGGAAGAGGCUUUCUCACCUGAGAAGCUGGAACAGGAGCUUAUCAAUCCAGUGUUUGAUGGCUUGUUUCUUGAAAAAUCUGGGAAAGACGUUAACAGAAGUGAGAUGAACUUUAGCGAUAAGGAUUGUACAGCUACUAGUAUUUGUUCUUUGUUCGAUGAAUCUCGCCAACCUUUUUCUUCGGAAAAUACCUCUGCUUCUGUACUAAAGGAGAUAAAAGCAGGGGAUUCUACUGAGUUUAACAUUUCAUAUUCCUCUCGUGGGCCGUGCUUGGGUACACUUCUAACAAGGACUCAUAUCUCGCUUCUGCAAGUGCUAAUAUGUGAGCUGCAAUCCAAGGUAGCUGCAUUUGUUGAUCCAAAUUUUGAUUCUGGAGAGCCGAGAUCCAGACGAGGACGGAGAAAGGAUGACAUCACACUCUCUGCUAAAAGAAAUAAGUUGCAUAUGCUUCCUGUUAACGAGUUCACUUGGCCUGAAUUGGCCCGUAGAUAUAUCUUGUCUGUUUUAUCAAUGGAUGGAAACCUGGAAUCAGCAGAUAUUGCUGCUCGUGAAAGUGGGAAGGUGUUCCGUUGCUUACAAGGGGAUGGUGGUUUGCUUUGCGGUUCACUUACAGGAGUGGCUGGGAUGGAAGCCGAUUCAAUGUUACUUGCAGAGGCUAUUAAAAAAAUAUUUGGUUCUUUGACAAGAGAAAAAGAUGUUCUUUUUGUGGAAGAUGAUGAUUCCGAUGGCGUUAUUGCUACGGAGACAACCGCUUGCAAUGGUGAUAUUCCAGAGUGGGCACAGGUUCUAGAACCUGUGAAAAAGCUUCCAACAAAUGUUGGGACUAGAAUCAGAAAGUGUGUCUACGAGGCUUUAGAGAGAAAUCCACCGGAAUGGGCAAAGAAGAUAUUGGAGCAUUCCAUCAGUAAAGAAGUAUAUAAAGGCAAUGCAUCAGGACCAACAAAGAAAGCUGUCCUCUCAUUGCUAGCGGAUGUUCGAGGUGGAGAUCUGGUGCAAAGGUCUGUAGGAACCAAAAAGAAGACGUCUAUUGGUGUAUCUGAUAUCAUUAUGAAGAAAUGCCGUGCUGUGUUGCGUGAUGUUGCAGCCGCAGACGAGGAUAAAGUAUUUUGCACUUUGCUGGGGAGAAAGUUGCUGAAUUCCAGUGAUAAUGAUGAUGACGGUCUCCUGGGAUCACCUGCAAUGGUUUCCCGUCCCUUAGACUUUAGAACUAUUGAUUUGAGGUUGGCUGCUGGUGCGUACGACGGGUCAACUGAAGCUUUUCUUGAGGAUGUUCUUGAGCUAUGGAGUGGUAUACGUGCUAUGUACGCGGAUCAGCCAGAUUGUGUAGAACUGGUUGACAUAUUGUCUGAAAAAUUUAAGUCAUUAUUCGAAGCUGAGGUUCUACCACUUGUUCAGAAACUUAUGGACUACAAGAAAUUCGAAUGCCUAAGUGCAGAGAUGAAGAAGGAAAUUAAGGACGUAAUUACUUCAAUAAAUAAACUCCCUAAGGCCCCGUGGGAUGAGGGGGUAUGUAAAGUAUGUGGCGUUGACAAAGAUGAUGACAGUGUUCUCUUGUGUGAUACAUGCGAUGCUGAGUAUCACACAUAUUGUUUGAAUCCACCUCUUAUCAGAAUUCCUGAUGGGAAUUGGUAUUGUCCAUCAUGUGUCAUUGCCAAGCGCAUGGCUCAAGAUGCUUUGGAAUCGUACAAGCUAGUUAGACGGCGGAAAGGCAAAAAGUAUCAGGGGGAACUUACCCGAGCUUCUAUGGAAACGAUUGCACACCUAGCAGGUGUGAUGGAAGUAAAAGACUACUGGGAGUUCAGUGCUGAGGAGAGAAUCCUGCUGCUUAAGCUUCUAUGCGAUGAAUUGCUUAGCUCAUCCCUUGUUCAUCAACACUUGGAGCAAUGUACCGAGGCUAUAAUUGAAAUGCAGCAGAAGUUGCGCUCUCUUUCCUCAGAAUGGAAAAACACGAAAAUGCGGGAAGAAUUUCUGACGGCUAAACUCGCAAAGGUUGAACCUAGUAUUCUGAAGGAAAUGGGCGAUCCACAAAAGUCAAGUAGCUUUCCAGACCACGUUGGAUGUAAUCAACAACCACAAGAGGGUGGUGGAGACAGGUUUACCCAUGAUGUUGACACUUCCUCUGCUGCAUUUCUUAACAAGAAUCAGGGGAAAGCUUCGCUUGAGACCGAUGCUCAAGCCGGAGAGUCGCUUGUUAUUUCCGAUGAGAGCAAGAUUUCCUCCCUGGAAAAAGCUACAUCCCCGGAGAGGCACGAGUUGCUGAUAGCAGAUGCUUCUCCUCAUGUAACGGAUGGUCUAUCUUGUGAAAACCACGAAUUGGAAUUGCAGACAGCUCAGGAUGCAACUUCUCUAGCUUCCCAGGAAUUGCAGGCUUGUCAACAGGAUUUGAAUACCACUAGUACUGAAAUAGAAAAUUUGCAACAAUCAAUCAGAAGCAUAGAAUCACAGCUUCUAAGGCAAUCUAUACGUAGAGACUUUCUGGGAAGUGAUGCUAGUGGUCGUUUAUACUGGGGUUGCUGCUUCCCAGAAGAACAUCCUCGUAUUUUGGUUGAUGGAAGCAUAUCUCUGCAGAAAUCUGCACAAGUUGAUUUGACAGGUUCGAAAGUCCCCUCCCCAUUUCUCCAUGCCGUUGACCAUGGAAGACUAAUGGUUUCCCCUUGGACAUAUUAUGAAACUGAAGCCGAGAUCACUGAGCUUGUCCAAUGGCUUCAUGAUGAUGACCUGAAAGAAAGAGACCUGAGAGAGUCUAUUUUGUGCUGGAAAAGGUUACGGUCUGGGGAUCUUCAAAAGGAAAUGAAACCAGCUCAGAAUUUUCCGUCUCCAAUAUCGGCUGGCGGUCUUGUGACCAAGGCUGCCAUGUCAAUGGAGAAGAGACACGGUCCAUGCAUCAAACUAGAAACCGAAACCUUAAAAAAACGGGGGAAGAAGACAAAGGUUGUAGAGCGAGAGAAACUGUGUAGAUGCGAAUGCUUGGAAUCCAUUUUGCCAUCCAAGAUUCACUGCCUUGUAUGCCACAAAACAUUCGCAAGUGAUGAUGAAUUUGAAGAGCACACUGAGAGUAAGUGUACUCUCUAUUCAUUAGCACCUGAGGAAGGCAAGGAAGUCCCUGAUUCUUCGAAAGCAAAAGAAAGUCUGAAACCCGAUUAUCUUAAUGUAAAGUCUGGCGCCGGCAAAGAUGUAGCUGACAUAUCCAAUGUUUCAGAGCUUGAUUCUGGGUUGAUAAGGUAUCAAGAGGAAGAAUCAAUUUCCCCAUACCAGUUUGAGGAGAUCUGUUCCAAGUUUCUGACAAAAGAUUCUAACAGAGAUUUGGUUAAAGAGAUCGGUCUGAUCGGUUCAAAUGGAACUCCAACAUUUCUUCCAUCGUCAUCCACUCAUCUUAACGACUCAAUGCUCAUCUCUACCAAUUCCAAUAAGCUAGAUGGUGGUGGUGAUUCAGGGGAUCAAGUCAUGUCUACUGGUUCUGGAGCCAAUGAUGAAAGCUUAAUUUCUGAAUCAAAUACGUCACUCGAUAGGUUUGUCACAAAUGAUCUUGGCGGUCCACUGGAUAAACCGAGCGGGCUGGGUUUUGGCUUCUCAGAGCAAAAGAAUAAGAAAGCUUCAGGUAGUGGGUUAAAAAGAAGCUGCUGUGUGGUUCCACAGGCUUCUUUGAAACGUAUAACCGGCAAAGCUUUGCCGGUUUUCAGGUUCCUUAAAACCAGCUUGCUUGAUAUGGAUGUGGCACUACCUGAAGAAGCUUUAAGAACAUCAAAAUCACAUCCAGACCGUAGACGAGCUUUGCGUGCGUAUGUAAAAUCGGCGCAAAGUAUUUACGAGUUGGUUCAGGCAGCAAUUGUGGUAGAAGACAUGAUUAAGACAGAGUACUUGAAAAAUGAAUGGUGGUACUGGUCUUCUCUUUCAGCGGCUGCUAAGAUAUCGACUCUCUCUGCGUUAUCCGUCCGCAUCUUCUCCCUGGAUGCAGCUAUUGUGUACGAUAAACCCGUGACGCAAUCUGAUCCCAUGGAUGAAACAAAGCCGAUCAGCUUACCAGAUAACAAGUCAGAACCUGUUUCAGAUCCACAAGAAAGAAGCAGCAGAGCAAACAGGAGAUCUGAUAUAGGCUGUAAGUUCUGGAUGUUGAGAUCUGGUUUGGUGGUUCACCAGGACAAGUUCGGUUUAGGAGUUUCUUGGAAUGGAAUGGAGCGGCGGUUUAAGGUGGUUCAACAGUUGGAUGAGCCGAGAGAGUAUGUGUACACUUAUGUAGAAGACUAA
This is a messenger RNA of Microthlaspi erraticum, 6570 nucleotides long. The record is from the annotation of a GenBank genome assembly. Lineage: Eukaryota; Viridiplantae; Streptophyta; Magnoliopsida; Brassicales; Brassicaceae.